Ooceraea biroi (clonal raider ant) is the source of this 528-nucleotide messenger RNA. Its product is annotated as histone-lysine N-methyltransferase SETMAR-like. The record is from RefSeq and is a predicted model, not a curated record. Gene Ontology annotation, molecular function: double-stranded DNA binding; histone H3K36 methyltransferase activity; single-stranded DNA endonuclease activity. Lineage: Eukaryota; Metazoa; Arthropoda; Insecta; Hymenoptera; Formicidae. Gene Ontology annotation, cellular component: nucleus; condensed chromosome; site of double-strand break. Gene Ontology annotation, biological process: mitotic DNA integrity checkpoint signaling; DNA double-strand break processing; DNA integration.
GAAAUUGCUGAAAAGUUAAAUUUAUCGAAUUCGACCGUUUACGAUCAUUUGAAACGCCUUGGAUUCGUUUCAAAGCUCGAUAUUUGGGUUCCACACAAUUUAAAGGAAAUUGACUUGAUUCGACGCAUUACCAUCUGCGAUUCAUUGUUAAAACGUAAAGAAAAUGAACCAUUUUUGAAGCGAAUCAUAACUGGAGAUGAAAAAUGGAUUGUUUACGACAAUGUUAAGCGAAAACGAUCAUGGUCCAGGCAAGAUGAACCUGCUCAAUCGACAUCCAAGGCAGAUAGGACAUCUAUUAUGGAGAUAGGAUGGACCUCUAAUGGACAUCUAUCUGACUUCCACUAUGGAGAUAUAUAUCCCAUGGAGCUAUGGAGGUAUCAUGGAUCUCUAAUAGACGUCCAUCUGACGUCUAUCGUGGAGAUAGAUGUCCCAUGGAGCUAUGGAGGUUUCAUGGACAUCCACUGGAUGCUAAUUUCUAUGUGGGAAAGGAUAUUACGCGUGAAAGAGAGAGAGAUUAAAGAAGCCUAA